Molecule: messenger RNA, 1559 nt
Organism: Halichondria panicea
Lineage: Eukaryota; Metazoa; Porifera; Demospongiae; Suberitida; Halichondriidae
Exons: 7
Coding region: 178-1401 (407 amino acids)
Molecular function (GO): protein binding
Source: RefSeq, a predicted model, not a curated record
UACAAUUUCCAGAAAAUUAUUCAGUGGAGUGAAAGGCCUAUUCAGUAUCUACCUGUAUGUGACUUUAUCUUCUUGAAGUUUUUUCUGUCUUGUUUCCUGACAAGUUUUAGCACUGAAUUGAAUGUGAGUCAUUCUUUGUCAGCAACCUUCCUGGUGAAUGAUGAGAGGCCAUGUCCAAUGGAGAUAGUUACGUUCACCUGUACUUCUCCUGGAACUCUCAUAAGUUGGUCCCUAUCUGAUCUUUCUGUAAAUAUCAUUGUUGAUCGUGGGAUAAAUGAACUCAAUAUGGCUCUGAUGCAACAAGGUUACACUGUGACACUGACUGCUUUCAACAAUACUAGUUUAACAUCCACCCUCUCAAGAACAGCCGAGAAUGGAGUCAGAGUGACUUGUCUGGACCCACCGAAUGAUGAGAUAGGAUCAACGACCAUUCAGUUGGCUGUUCCCCCUUCUCCUCCUCAAAGAGUUAGUCACUCUGUUGAGAGCAGUUCAGCAGAUGAAGUCAGUGUGACUGUUGGUUGGGACUCUCCUACUGAGACUGGUGGUAGAGAUGACCUCACCUACACAGUGACCAUCUCACCUCCGGCCCAGCUCUCUGCUACUGUCCUCACAUCCACCUCUGUCACUGUGACAGUUCUAUACAAUGUGAACUACACUGUCAGUGUUAUGGCUAUCAACUGUGCUGGGAACAGUACAACUGCUGAGUACAGCUUUAUGAUUGGCAGCUGUCCUGUGUUGACCAACCCCAUGAAUGGAGUGUUUGGAUCAGUCUUUAGCAGAUUGCCAGGAUCCACAGUAACAAUCCAGUGUGAUGCUGGGUAUGUGUCUUCUGUUAUGAUGGUGACAUGUGAUCACGGUACACUAUUGUGGAACCCAAACUCUGAAACUAUCGAGUGUGGUAAAUUGCAACAAACCCAGGCUCCUCCAACAACUACUCUUCUAAUGAGAUGCACUGCUCAACUGGACCCACCACAGAAUGGUACCAUUACCAGUGAUCAUUUUUUACCAGCUAUUCCUGGUGCACAAGGGUCCUUUCAGUGUGAUAAUGGACUGUUUCCCGAGGGGAUAUUGACUUCCACCUGUCUCACUACAGGAGAGUGGGACAGGAACCCAGGAGAGAUUGUCUGUAGAGCUCAAUCCCCAACUCUAUUCACUGGUACUGAUCUUGGUAUUGCUGUUUCCGUUAGUGUGGUUGUCACGGCAGCUCUGUUCACGAUCAUUGGAUUCCUCGCUGGACUCUUAGUGAUGCACCUUCGCUACCAUAAGAAAGCACUGCAUUUUCCAGCAGCUGAAGGACAAGCUAAUGCAAGAUCUACUGUACUAAUUGGUCCUGUGUAUGAGGAGGUGUCACCUAAAGAGGAGAUUGAACUGAACACUAACCAGGCGUAUGGACCAUUAUAGAACUGUGAAACUCAUUUGCUCAUCUGCAUAGCAUUUAACCAUACAAGGGCCAAAGGUCCAUUAUCAAGACAUUUCUCUUUUGUCUUUGUACAAUUGAAAGUGAUCGAGAUUGUGUAAUGACUAUCAUACUUAUAUAGAAGCCAAAACAAACAUUAUCA